Messenger RNA from Anopheles funestus (African malaria mosquito), 8648 nucleotides. It is a transcript of the gene Sec71, whose product is annotated as brefeldin A-inhibited guanine nucleotide-exchange protein 2. The transcript has 3 exons. The coding region runs from base 1482 to 6818 and encodes 1778 amino acids. Gene Ontology annotation, molecular function: guanyl-nucleotide exchange factor activity. The record is from RefSeq and is a predicted model, not a curated record. Gene Ontology annotation, biological process: regulation of ARF protein signal transduction. Lineage: Eukaryota; Metazoa; Arthropoda; Insecta; Diptera; Culicidae.
CCCACCCGUAUAUCGUACACCACUUAACCGUUCGUUACUUCAUUGAUAAGGCAGAGAAGUAACCCUAAUCGGGUCGAGUACGUCUCAUUCGGUUGAAAAUGGAUUGUGGAUUGCCCUUAAGAAAAGGAGCUUACUAUUGAUUAUAUGCCUUUCUUAUACUGUUCCAAAUUUGUUGUUAAAAUUUGUCUCAUUCCCAUUAACUUAUACAGGAAAAUUACUGUGUACAUGUGUGGAAGUUUUUAGGGAAAGGCUUUAAAACAGCCAUCACUGCUGAAAAGAAUUACAGCGAAGGUCACUUACUAAAGUGCGUUCCUUGUCCAACUUCACGCCUCGUACGGUAGUAGGUAUAAUCGCUAAAAGAAAGCGUGUCGUAGUAGUAACCGUAGGUAAAGGAAGGGCGAAAAAUGGAACAAAUGUGUAAAAUGAGAAAAAAUCAAUAACACUUAAGUAACCCACUUGAAAGGGGCCUGUAUUCUUCUGAGGCUACGUACUAUAGUGUUGGCUUGAAGCACAUGUAACGCACGAUUUGUAAUUGUUGCCUAGUCUGUCCUUAUAAGUGAUCUUGCGACGGGAUGAAUAGUUUUUGAUUCAAUUAAUUACGUGUCAACCAAAUUCGAUUGAUUUGGUUUUAUUGUAACUCGCGUUUGUGUCUUGAAUUAUUAUUUUAUGUAUAAUGUAUUUUUGUCCAGCGUGAUUAAUUUAUGUAAUUGUUCAUUUUUGUUUUUCCGGUACAAAAAUAACAAUAUUGCAUAAUACGUUCAGGAGACUUUCCACAGAAUAUACAUAAUUUCUCAUAUUCAGUUAUAACUUAUUUACACUGAGCAGUAACGAAUUAGGAUGUUCAAAAUCAACACUAUUUACAUCAAUUUGUAAAAUGUGUUUAACAUAUGUUUGAGCUGAAUGAGCUAUUAGUGACACCAUAUGUUUCCAUCGAAUUGAAUUAGAUUGAAAAUUUUACUUUGACAUUGCUUAGUGACAAUUUGAUUAUUUUCAUUUUGUUAGCUCAAAAAAUAUUCUGUUUCUGCUUUUUUUUUCUUUUAAAUGUUAACGCUUCAGUAUUAAUUUCAUUAUAUACAACAUAAGAAACACUGGUUUGUGAGCGAGUGUACCAAUACCUUCAAGUGCACCUGUCCCAUAAUCUAUGUCCAGGGUGACAAACAUUGUUAAACUCUUCACAAAUGCAGGUAAAGAAGGGCUUUAUUUAAGCGAUGAUAACGUUCCGUACGCCGCAUUGUGCAACCGGGGAAUUGGUUACAAUAUGCGACUCUGGAAGGCAUACGCAGGGAAGCCGCCUCGUGCCGACAUGAGCACUGCCGACACAUUAUUCUACCAGCACAGAUACUGAUACGUUUUUUAGCUACAAAUUUACGCGACCUAAUGAUAAGUGGUCGUAUUUUAGUCAUCACUCAAUCGUCGCUGAUAGCAGAUCGACGAUUCGAUUCAGCCAAUCUCUUCACUUUGUUUCUCUGUUGGUGAAUGGAAUGGAUGAAGUUUUUCUCAAUGUGUUUAAACGAAUAGAAGAUUAUUGGGGAUUUGCAGCGAAAGAGGACAUUAAGGAAGAAUUGAAGCAGGCGGGACACACAGAAACUAAUGGCGAAACACCAGUUCCAUCGGCAGCGUUACCGUUGCCGAAGAAUGAUUCUGGCAACAUUAUCAAUGCGGAAAAGUACUUCCUUCCGUUUGAGCUUGCUUGCCAAAGCCGAACACCCCGCAUCGUCGUGACGGCACUGGAUUGUCUGCAGAAGCUAAUCGCUUAUGGUCAUCUGACCGGGAACAUUCCAGACUCGUCGAAUCCGGGCAAGUUUCUGAUCGAUCGAAUCGUCACCACGAUAUGUAACUGCUUCAUGGGUCCGCAGACCGACGAAGGUGUACAACUGCAGAUCAUCAAGGCAUUGCUAACGGUUGUCACCUCACAACAUGUCGAGGUACAUGAAGGUACGGUACUGCAAGGUGUGCGAACCUGUUACGAUAUUUAUCUGUCGAGCAAAAACCUUAUCAACCAAACAACGGCCCGGGCCACCCUGACUCAGAUGCUGAAUGUGAUUUUCACGCGCAUGGAAAAUCAAGCUUUCGAAGCAGUUGCGACCGCUGGAACGGCAAAUUCUGUUGCAACGAGUAGUAGUGGCUCGACUUUACAAAGCACUUCACCCAACAAUAGCGCCGUUGCCGGAACGGACGAAUCUCCCACGCAGCCUAGCUCGGUAGUGAAACCGAUGGAAGAGAAACAUCCCGAUUAUGAUACGGUCCGGGCAAUCGUAGAAGAAAUUGUCGACAAUGUGAUAGCACAGGCUGCUUCUAACGUUGAGAGUAUUGAGGGUGUACUUUCGGGAAGUGUAAGCGAACCUGCAAUUAGCAUCAAUGAAACGAGUGAAACGGCCAGCAUCGGCGGAAUAUCGAUUGGUGGUGGUACCGAUUCAACAUCGAUCGCACGGGUACCAUCGCAGGAAAGCAUGGAAGUGACGAGCGAAAAUGAUAGCAUCGUGACGGCCAAAUUUACCCACAUCCUGCAGAAAGAUGCCUUUCUGGUGUUUCGUGCGUUGUGCAAACUUUCGAUGAAACCACUUCCAGAAGGUCAUCCGGAUCCCAAGUCGCACGAGUUGAGGUCGAAAAUUCUUUCGCUGCAUCUACUGCUAUCCAUCCUGCAGAACGCCGGACCCGUGUUUCGUUCAAACGAAAUGUUCAUUAUGGCAAUCAAGCAGUACCUGUGUGUGGCUCUCUCCAAGAAUGGUGGGAGUGCUGUACCGGAAGUGUUCGAACUGUCGCUCUCGAUAUUCGUGGCACUCCUGUCCAACUUUAAGAUUCAUCUCAAAAAACAAAUUGAAGUGUUUUUUAAGGAAAUUUUUUUGAACAUUCUCGAGGCACCCAGUUCAUCCUUCGAGCACAAAUGGAUGGUCAUUCAGGCAUUGACACGAAUCUGUGCGGACGCGCAAAGUGUGGUAGAUAUUUACGUCAAUUACGACUGUGACUUUUCGGCCGCGAAUCUGUUCGAGCGUUUGGUUAACGAUCUUUCAAAAAUUGGACAAGGUAGGCAGGCCCUUGAGCUGGGUACGUCGGUAAAUCAAGAGAAAUCGAUGCGCAUCCGGGGACUGGAAUGUUUGGUGUCGAUCUUGAAGUGUAUGGUUGAAUGGAGCAAAGAUCUGUAUGUGAAUCCAAAUUCACAGACUACGCUCGGUGAUCCACCGUUGUCUGCAGGUGCUGGAGGUGCGGUGGUCGAACGAAAGAGCAGUUCGCUGAAUGUAAGUGGUGGAUCUCCAGUAGAUGAUCCGGUUCAUGAGAUGGCGUUGAAAUCACAUGGCGGCUCAAGCGUUAGCAUUAAUUCGCUGGGAAGCACCAACACCUCCGGAGGUAAUCGGGAGGUGCUCGAUCUACCCGAGGAGCUGGAAGAGCGAAAGCAACGCAAAGAAGUGAUGGAAACGGGAAUCGACAUGUUUAAUCGAAAACCGAAAAAAGGUAUCGCUUUCCUCCAGGAGCGUGGGCUGCUCGGAACGACGGUGGAAGACGUGGCACGAUGGCUGCACGAGGAUGAACGGCUGGACAAAACGCAGAUAGGAGACUAUCUGGGAGAGAACGAUGAGCAAAGCAAAACCGUCAUGUGUGCGUACAUCGACGCGAUGAACUUUGCUGAACUAGACAUUGUUGCCGCGCUACGCUAUUUUCUCGAGGGUUUCCGGUUACCGGGUGAAGCGCAAAAAAUUGACCGGUUGAUGGAGAAGUUUGCGUCGCGCUAUUGCGACUGCAAUCCGAACAAUACGCUGUUUGCUAGUGCCGACACCGUGUACGUGCUGGCAUUUUCUGUGAUAAUGCUGACGACGGAUCUUCAUUCGCCACAGGUGAAGCACAAGAUGACCAAGGAGCAGUAUAUCAAGAUGAACCGGGGCAUCAGCGACAAUAAAGAUUUGCCGGAGGAGUAUCUGUCGCAGAUCUAUGACGAAAUUUCGGGGCAUGAGAUCAAAAUGAAGAAUACGGUUGCAAACAAACCGGCUGGUAAGCAAAUUAUUGUGAACGAAAAAAAGCGCAAGCUGUUGUGGAAUCUUGAGAUGGAGGCACUCUCGACGACGGCCAAAAAUCUGAUGGAAUCGGUGUCGCACGUGAAAGCCUCGUUUACCUCCGCAAAGCAUCUGGAGCACGUUCGACCGAUGUUCAAAAUGGCUUGGACAUCCUUCUUGGCAGCAUUUUCCGUUGGGCUGCAAGAUUGUGACGAUCCGGAAAUAGCGUCCCUGUGCCUAGAUGGGAUUAGGUGUGCGGUGCGCAUUGCUUGUAUCUUUCAUAUGAGCUUGGAGCGUGAUGCGUACGUGCAAGCAUUGGCACGAUUCACACUCCUUACGGCGAACUCACCGAUCAAUGAAAUGAAGGCCAAAAAUAUAGACACCAUCAAAACGCUUAUAAUGGUGGCACACACGGACGGGAACUAUCUUGGUUCGAGCUGGUUGGACAUUGUAAAAUGCAUCUCCCAUCUCGAGUUGGCACAGCUUAUUGGAACCGGCGUGCGACCUGAAUUCCUGUCCGGUCCAGCAUCGCACCGAGAUACACUGGAUCCAUCGGCUAAAGAACAUAUUGGAGAAACGAGCUCGCAAAGUAUUGUCGUUGCAGUUGAUCGUAUCUUUACCGGCUCGGUCCGGCUGGAUGGAGAUGCUAUUGUAGAUUUCGUAAAAGCUCUCUGUCAGGUAUCAUUGGAUGAGUUGACGCGUCCGCAGCCGCGGAUGUUCUCGCUACAAAAGAUUGUCGAGAUUUCGUACUACAACAUGGGACGUAUUAGGUUGCAGUGGUCCCGCAUCUGGCAAAUCUUGGGCGAACAUUUCAAUGCGGUCGGUUGUAAUACGAACGAGGAGAUUGCUUUCUUUGCGCUCGACUCACUGCGCCAGCUAUCGAUGAAGUUUAUCGAAAAGGGUGAGUUUACGAACUUCCGGUUUCAGAAAGAUUUCCUGCGACCGUUCGAACACAUUAUGAAGAAAAAUAAUUCGCCAGCAAUUCGCGAUAUGGUAGUGCGGUGCGUGGCACAGAUGGUGAACUCGCAGGCGCACAACAUCAAAUCAGGCUGGAAGAACAUCUUCUCUGUGUUCCAUCUAGCAGCGGGCGAUCACGAUGAGGCGAUCGUGGAGCUUGCGUUCUUGACAACCGGUAAAAUCAUUACCGAUCUUUACCAGACACAGUUCCACAUCAUGAUCGAUUCGUUCCAGGAUGCAGUAAAGUGCCUAUCGGAGUUUGCGUGUAAUGCGCGUUUCCCGGACACGAGUAUGGAAGCGAUUAGACUCGUGCGGACAUGCGCAAUUUGUGUAAACGAUUCGCCAAACCUGUUUGCUGAGCAUGCGGGCAUGGAAAAUGACGUGUCCGUACCGGAGGAAGAUCGGGUGUGGGUACGGGGCUGGUUCCCGAUGCUAUUCUCACUCUCCUGUGUUGUGAAUCGGUGUAAGCUUGACGUACGAACGCGCGGGUUAACCGUCCUAUUCGAGAUCGUCAAAACGCACGGCGAUGCUUUCCGGGCGAAUUGGUGGCGCGAUCUGUUCAAUGUGCUGUUCCGUAUCUUCGACAACAUGAAGCUACCAGAACACCAGACGGAAAAAGCGGAAUGGAUGACAACAACGUGCAAUCACGCACUGUACGCGAUCAUAGACGUAUUUACACAGUAUUUUGAUGUGCUUGGACCGAUGCUAUUGGCCGAUCUGUACUGUCAGCUGCAUUGGUGCGUGCAGCAAAACAACGAACAGUUGGCACGAUCCGGAACAAAUUGUCUCGAGAAUUUGGUCAUCUCAAACGGGCUUAAAUUCAGCGAAGACACUUGGAGCAAAACGUGCCAGUGUAUGCUAGACAUAUUCAAUAGUACGCUACCGAAUGAGCUGCUUACGUGGAAACCGGACCCAUUGCCACAAUCGAUCGUUGGUACCGGUGCGGCAACAAAUGUUACACGUGUGCACGAGAAUGGAGAUCUGCCGCGACACGGAAUUCUUAAACGCUCUGGAUCACAACACUCGAUGCAUGGAUUGCAGGAUUCUCACGCAGGUGAUCAAACUGUAACAAAUCUAGCCUCCAACGGUGGCAACAUAGUCGCGAACACAUCGGUACUAUUCUCCAAUCUGCUUAUUAAAUGCGUUGUUCAGCUCGAGCUGAUACAGACGAUUGACAAUAUAGUGUUCUUUCCGGCGACGUCACGCAAAGAGGACGCAGAAACGCUCGCACAGGCAACGGCGGAGCUUAGCGCCAUUAAUCACCACGCAUCGUCCUAUCCUUCAUCCCUUUCCGGCGAGGAGUGCCAGCGGGAAGAGCAGGGAAUGUACAGCUAUCUGAACACACCUCAUCUUCUGCAGCUGGUGGACUGUUUAAUGCAGAGUCAUCGGUUUGCGAAACAGUUCAAUUCGAACAAUGACCAGCGGACAGUGUUGUGGAAGGCCGGAUUUAAGGGUUCACUGAAGCCAAAUCUGCUGAAGCAGGAAACGCAAUCGCUUGCGUGCGUGUUGCGAAUACUGUUCAAAAUGUACAGCGAUGAGAACCGGCGGCGUGACUGGCAGGACAUCGAGAAGCGACUGAUCGGUGUAUGUACGGAAGCGUUGGACUAUUUCCUCUCACUACCGAGUGAACCGCAUCGGGAUGCAUGGACUUCACUGUUGUUGCUAGUAAUGACUCGAUUGCUGAAAAUGUCCGAUGCUAGGUUUGCAGCACACAUUGGCAGCUAUUACGUGUUUCUGUGCGAUCUAACCUGCGUGGAUCUGAAGCCGGAACUGCGAACAGUGUUGCGACGAGUUUUCUUGCGUAUCAGCCCAGUGUUUGGAAUCUCGAGUGCCACUGCUGGAGCGUCCAAUACUGUUCCUAUGGCAGCUACCUAGUAUCAGCGGCACGGCUUCAUCUCUCGUAUUACUAACAACGACAACAGUAACAGGUGGCAUCCACAGUACCACCACGGUCCGUGGCAGUAUGUGCCACAUAUAACGAUGUACCGUCAUGCUUAUUCCACGCCACAUCACCCACAAGCAAUGCGUUCCUCCUUAGCAUCCACUACUGGCUGUCAGUGUCAUCGUUGGCGUGCGCUAGCGCUCAGUGACCCGAACGGCUUCCGUUCCUUCCCGUCCUCACCGGAGCGGCAUCGUAGCCGACUGAUGCACCAAAGACGUGCUUCAUCGACCGGGGUUUUGGGUGCUUUUAGCAUGGGCAGCUCCAGAACAGAUCAUUCGGUAGGGGCGAUGCGCAAUAACAGCAGAAGCAACAAUAGUAGCAUAAAAAAUAUCAUUACCACUACCUCUAGUAAUAAUGAUAGCCUUAGUACACGUCGCUCUUCAACUGUUGCAGCACCUACAGCACCACGUUUUUCGUCGUUUGUUUCUUCUUUCGUACGCCGACCCACUUCCUCCACUUCCUCGGCCUUUUAUCCGAUGGGCACAUUUUAUUCCGCUAGCAAUCGUGUAGCCGUUCCCGGUAGGUCGAGUGGUGGUUGCAAAAACAAUUCCUCGUGGAUGAAAAAUCGUAUAUUGUAGUCAUGUGUGAUGUGUGUGGUUGAGGACAGAACGGAGCACUUAGUGCACCAUUUUUACUAUUAAAUCUUUGCGAACGCCACAAAACAAAAUUCCAAAAUCUAAACAUUAUUUUAUUAACUUUUAAAUCCAAAGAAAAUUAAGAUCCGAUGCAGUAAGAUCAUAAGACACUUGUCAAAAUUAAGAUAGUUAUCUUAUUUGCACCUGUCUUCAAGUUAUCGUUUACCCGCAUUUUAUGUUCACGAUAGUCUUUACAACUCAUAAGCCGGAAUAAACGAUCCUUCUAGAGAUAAGCAAAAUCCAUUGUUGCAAAGAAGGUGUAUGAUGUUUGUUGUAAAUAGUAAAAUAGAUGCUUGAAAUGAGUUGAAUUAACACAACCAUUAGAUGCUGCUUGGCUUGAGAAUAAUUCACCUAUGCUAGUUGCAGGCAUGCCGAUACAGAGACACCUUUGACGGUGUUGUGAGAAAGUUUGAUAGCUUGUUUCAAGCUAGAAAAGUGCGUGGCAACCCGGAAUAACAUGGACUAGUGACAGUGUAAGGUAACAAUGUUUAACCAUGAAACUAUCAACCAUAACAAGAGGAAUGCACAGGACGCGAAGCAUAUAUAAAAUGAAAGACAAACUCAAACACAACCCAGAGAGAGAGAGAUGGUUGUGUGGUAAUGAUUAAAAGCAAAAUCACAUUGAAUUAGCUAAUCGCUUUGUAUACAUAAGUGUAAUGGAUGAGAGAUUUCAAGUAGUGUAUGUGUGUCUCAAGUGGUAAUCGCAUGUUUCUAAAAAAAAAACAAAUCAAAUCAUAAUGGUCCGAUAGAAACGACCAGCACACAAGCAAAAGCGUGUUAUUAGGACUGACACAUCUGUUUUGGAUCUGUUUGGUAAAUAUGUUGAGUACGGCGUAAAUUGUGUUACAUUUUGGCAUUUCACUUCUCGGCACGAAGACGGCUAUAUAGUUAUGUUGACGGGAUCCAGUCCAGCAAUAGAGAAAAGAAGGAAAGAAUGGAACCGUUUUAGCAUAUACUCUGUGAUCGAUGCCGAGCGAAUCGUACGUGCGUAAGAAGGUGAUAAAUUAACAAUUUAUUUGUUAUAUAAAAUGAUUAACGAAAGAGAAUAUACAGUAUAUAUAUAGUAUAAUAUAUACUAAUAUGCAUACGAUUAAAAAUACACCAGUUGUAACUUUAGUGGAAUUUAAA